Sardina pilchardus (European sardine) is the source of this 1591-nucleotide messenger RNA. Its product is annotated as pulmonary surfactant-associated protein D-like. Bases 1 to 777 code for a protein of 258 amino acids. The transcript is spliced from 4 exons. The record is from RefSeq and is a predicted model, not a curated record. NCBI's taxonomy places the organism in Eukaryota, Metazoa, Chordata, Actinopteri, Clupeiformes, Clupeidae.
AUGCUUGACUGGUUCAGGUGCUGCUCAGUGUCCAGGGAGAACACAGCCAUGGCUCUGUCCACUCUUCACCUUGCUGCGCUUCUGCUGUCUCUGAUUGGUGGAGCACAGACUGAGGUUCCGUCCAGCUGCUUGGCCUCGGCUGGUGUCCCGGGCAGAGAUGGCAGGGAUGGAAAAGAUGGGAGAGAAGGAGUUUCAGGACCCAAGGGGGACAGAGGAGACUCAGGGCUGCCAGUCCCAGGAGCUCCAGGUAAGAUGGGUCCUGCUGGGCCAGCUGGUCCUAGAGGGCAGAAGGGGGAAGUUGGGAUGCCAGCUGUUUUGCCAUUGUCAUUGGCAUUCCAGACUUUGGCAGAUGUUCAGAUUAUGAGAUCCAGAUUGUCUAUUGUAGAAAAAGCCAUUCGUUUCCGCAUCAUCAGGAAAGUAGGAAUGAAGUAUUACGUGACCGAGGGGUCGCAAGACAAUUAUGAUGCUGGUCUGAAAUUCUGCAGAGAUGCUGGAGGUGAUCUUGUGUUGCCCAAAAAUGAAGAGGAGAACAAAGCUCUUGUGAAGAUUUUAACAGAGCUAGAGACAAUAGCAGGGUGGAUAAGGGCAACAGACAGGAAGACUGAAGGGACCUUCCUGGACACAGAUGACAGCACCCUGAGCUUCACUAAAUGGAAACCAGGAGAGCCCAAUAACAGUGCUAACAGUGAGGAUUGUAUUGUGGCCAUUAAAAGCACAAACCUCUGGAAUGACGUUUCCUGUGGUGGAAAAUUCAACAUAGUAUGUGAAAUCAGCUAAGAACAACAAUGCACGUAUUUAGCCUAAUAGCUAUUUUAGCCUAAUAGUUCACCCAGUUUAUUUCAUUGCUGGUAGUGACUUUCGACACAAACCUACACUUUCUGUUAAUGUUAUACUAUUCCACAUUUUGAGAGACUUCAGAAUUCAUAUUCAAGCUAAUGUCAGUGUCAACCCACUAAAAUGUCAAAAGAAUUAUCACAUAUAUUUUCAAAUUAUGAUUGAAGCUUUUAGCUGCAAAGGGUGGACUGACAUGCAUAAACUGAAUUAAGAAUGGGAUGUGACUUAAGUCAAUAUGUGAGUCAAGGAGGGCAAAUAUUUUUGGCAAUAUAUCAUAUAAUGUAUAUAGGACAAUGGUCCUCCUUUUUACAGUAUGUGUUCAGAAUACAGCGUACUGUAGGUCCAUUGACCAUCAAAGGCCAGGCAUAACCUUGCAUGCUAAUGGGACCACAGAUACAGGAACCAGCAGUGGGGGAAAUGUAAGUAAGUUGUGUAAUAUGAUCCCAGUGUUUUAGCCCUGUGAAUGUGUAUUGAUAAUUGAUUGACAAUAACAGCAAAAAUAUUCAGAGACUUUGGAUUGACACUUUUAUUAUUGGCAAGACAAAGACAUGUCUAUAGACGAUAUUUGACUGCAAAGAGACCAAGACCUGUCCUCAGAUUUAGACUUGUCUAAUGAAUUGCCUCUCUGUCUGUUAUAAAGCAUAACAUAAUUCUCUGUUAAUCCUCAAAUUAAUGAGUAAUACUGUAAGUGACUUAGUUAAAAUAUAUACUCUGUAUUUAGGUUUUGAAUGCAUUAAAGUUAUUAUGAUUUCUGGUU